AUGGGGAGGCCAACGCUGCAACAAGGCCUUGAUCGGGACGUCUACCAGAUCGUCCGGAAGCUCAUAGAUGAGCAGUCUGAGAGCAUCAAGAAAAUCAAAGUCCCGACCGUGUAUGGAUGGGUCCAGAAAUCGAAUUCCAGCUUGAAGAGGAGGCCGAAGAAGUUGCUUGAGGACAGCAUCGAACGCGUGCUAGCAGUUUUGUUGGAAGAUGAAAGUGAAGACGACGAGUUGGGCUCGAUAGAGGGAGAUUUUGGUGGAGACGACAGGGCGAAUCCGGAUGCUUCGGAUUUUAUGAACCAGAACAUCGUAAAAUCGUGGGCAAAGACAACUAUGUCUUCCGGCACAGCAACGCCAGUAGCAAAUGGCGAGAAGGUUAAGAAAAGAGACGGGGGCAAAAUUGUCAAUGGCGAGCGAGAAGCCAAGAAGCAAAAGCGAACGGAAACCAAGUCGCCCCAGAUCGAUACCACUCCCCCGAACCACGUACGCUUAGAGGAUGUGGGAGGCGUGGAUCCUAUCAAGCGCGAAUUAAAGGAUCAUUUAGUCUUGCCUCUCCUAUGCCCCGAGGAGUACGUGAAGCGCAAGAUCCCAAUACCUCGUGGUAUUCUGUUACAUGGCCCCCCAGGAUGCGGAAAGACUGUCAUAUCGAGAGCAUUCGCAGCAAAGAUCGGUGUGCCUUUCAUUGAGAUCUUAGGUCCGUCAGUUGUCUCAGGAAUGUCAGGGGAGUCUGAAAAGCAGAUUCGAGAACAUUUCGAGAAGGCGAAAGAGGUUGCACCAUGCCUCAUAUUCAUCGAUGAAAUUGAUGUCAUUGCUCCAAAGCGAGACACUGCUCAAAGUCAGAUGGAGAAGAGAAUUGUGGCCCAGCUUCUAAUCUCAAUGGAUGGACUUGCAAUGGAAGCGAAUGAUGGCAAACCGGUCAUCGUCCUUGCAGCUACGAAUCGGCCGGAUAGCCUAGACCCAGCGCUACGAAGGGGCGGAAGAUUUGACACCGAAAUAAAUAUGGGAGUACCAAACGAGUCAAUGCGGGAGCUUAUUCUUAGAGCUCAAACACGAGACACCCACAUAGCAGCGGAUGUGGACUUCAAGAAACUCGCUAAGAUGACGGCAGGUUUUGUCGGCGCAGACCUGAGGGAUCUUGUUGGGAAAGCAGGAACAUGGUCUAUGGACCAAUACCGAGAGGCUUUGGAGAAGCAAGCAGCCGAUAUGGAGAUUGAGAUGGACGUGGACGACGCAGAAAGCAUAGCAAAACCGUCAGACAUGGACCGAUCAAUAAGUCGUCUCAUCAGCCGGGUCAGGGACAAAACUCAACUCCGUCCCAUAGGCUUUGAAGACACUGCUAUUACAAUGAAAGCGUUCGAAACUGUUCUACCUGGCAUCCAGCCAUCUUCAAAGCGGGAAGGCUUCGCUACCGUACCAGACACAACCUGGGCAGAUGUUGGAGCUCUAGAGUCUAUACGAGAAGAGCUUCAGACUGCUAUCGUGGAGCCCAUCAAGAAUCCCCAAAGAUACAAGAACGUCGGUAUAUCCGCUCCGACAGGUGUUAUACUGUGGGGUCCACCGGGAUGUGGAAAGACACUACUCGCAAAAGCCGUCGCUGCAGAAUCAAAGGCCAACUUUAUCAGCGUCAAAGGCCCCGAGUUACUCAAUAAGUACGUCGGAGAAUCAGAACGAGCAGUCCGGCAGGUGUUCAUGCGCGCCCGCUCCUCCGUACCAUGUGUUAUCUUCUUCGAUGAAAUUGAUGCCCUGGUUCCGCGCCGCAGUGAAGCGCUUUCAGAGUCCUCCGCUCGAGUUGUCAACACCCUUCUCACAGAACUGGAUGGCCUUAGUACACGAGAAGGGAUAUAUCUCAUUGCUGCUACCAACCGUAUAGAUAUGAUAGACGAUGCCAUGCUUCGACCAGGAAGACUUGAGACACCAUUGUUUGUCGGCCUCCCCAAAGCACAGGAACGCGUUCAGAUCUUGAGAGCUCUGAUCAAGAAAACUCCAAUCGACCCUCGCUUAGCCGAGUUCGCUGCGGACGACAGGUGCAAUAACUUCAGUGGUGCGGACCUUGGUAGUCUGCUGCGCAAAGCCGGCCAGCACACUUUGAAAGAAGGCUCCGAAGUUGUCGAGAUAAAAGACUUUGAGGCCGUUGUAACUCAUAUGAAGCCAAGCGUAGGGGAUUAUAGUAAGUACGAGAAGAUGAGGAAAAGGUUUGAUGGCAUGUCCUCGUAGGAGAAAUCGCAUACGUAUCAAUCUAUCAACAAUUCCCAGAACCAGGCCUAGCAUGCCGAGUCACCCACUGUGCCCGUUCCUGGAGACAGACAAAACAGUUGUAGCCCUG
Molecule: messenger RNA, 2320 nt
Organism: Mytilinidion resinicola
Lineage: Eukaryota; Fungi; Ascomycota; Dothideomycetes; Mytilinidiales; Mytilinidiaceae
Product: AAA-domain-containing protein
Exons: 2
Coding region: 1-2211 (736 amino acids)
Biological process (GO): ribosome biogenesis
Cellular component (GO): nucleus
Molecular function (GO): ATP hydrolysis activity; RNA binding; preribosome binding
Source: RefSeq, a predicted model, not a curated record